CCGUGCAGUUCCUCCGGCUUUCUCCACCCCCGUCCCGGUGCAUCCUGCCUGUUCUGGGGUCCAGAAGCGUGUUACAGGGCGGGAUGGGCGGGAGAGCAGAGCCACGGCCUCUGCGGAGCGAGUGAAGAGCGGCGAGAAGUUCCCGGGGCGGCGCGCCUAGCCACGCAGGGGCGGUGGGAGCGCGGGCCCGGCCCCCGACGGGCGCGGACGGCAGAGCCGCCGCCUGACCGCGUGGCGCCCCACCACUGCGGCCGCGUCACCCUCGCCCCCCGGGGUCGCCAGCGCUGGCCCGAGCUCCCACUGACGGCACACUGAGCCCGGCUCACUUGCCGGCCUCGUCUCCAAUGAUUCAGAAGUCACGCCCGGCGCUCCUGCAGCCUCAAGAUGUCGGAGACAGGGUGGAGACGCUUAUGCUGCAUCCGGUGAUCAAAGCUUUCCUGUGUGGCUCCAUCAGUGGGACCUGCUCCACCCUCCUUUUCCAGCCCCUAGACCUCCUCAAAACUCGCAGACACCGCUGCCUCUCAGCAAUGUUAAGUCAAUGCCCAUCCUGCUGGAUGCUUCGAGAGCAACACGGAUCCAGGCGUGUUGGGAUGCUGGCUCUUCUCUUGAAGGUGGUUCGCACGGAGAGCAUUCUGGGCCUUUGGAAAGGGAUGUCUCCCUCCAUUGUGAGGUGUGUCCCCGGCAUUGGUAUCUACUUCGGCACCCUCUACUCCUUGAAGCAGUACUUUCUGCGAGGCCAUCCACCAACCGCCCUGGAGUCAGUCAUCCUGGGAGUGGGCUCUCGCUCAGUUGCAGGGGUCUGCAUGUCACCCAUCACUGUGAUCAAGACCCGUUACGAGAGCGGGAGGUAUGGCUAUGAGAGCAUCUACGCAGCCCUGAAGAGCAUCUAUCGCAGCGAGGGGCACCGGGGACUCUUCAGUGGCCUGACAGCAACACUUCUGCGUGACGCACCCUUUUCUGGAAUCUACCUGAUGUUUUACAACCAGACCAAAAACAUCAUGACCCACGGAUUAUGGGCUGCGUGGCUUCUUCCAAGGUGGCGUCCCCCGGGCCCUCCGCAGAACUCUGAUGGCAGCAAUGGCAUGGACAGUCUACGAGGAGAUGAUGGCCAAGAUGGGCCUGAAGUCCUGACCGACAGGGGCCUGGGGACAGAUGGGCUCUGUUGCCUUGCCCGGCUCUUGCCGAGGGCUGCUCCGUCUCACUGUCCCGGAGUUAGAGGAUGUCCUGUCUGGAAAGCCAGGCAGCUACGUCACCUUCAGUUACCCAGUUUGAGUAGAGAAUAGAUGGGCCCGACUCAAGCCUUCAGGAUCUCCCGAAAGAGGUGUUACUGAUGCGUACCGCGCGCUAGGGAGUUAGGAGAGGGUUUGCCCAUCCUGCAGGACUUCUUAAAAAGGGGUUUCUGGAGAGAGCUCUGUCAGGUAGCUCUGCUUCACCUACACCCACCUACACCAGGCUGCUGUUUGGAUCUGUCCUUGGGCAAGGAAUCGCACCGCCAGAGAAUCCGCGGACUGGCGCUGCGGCCGAGGCGCUCCAGUGGGGGAAGCCCAUCUGCUGGGAGAGGGGUCCUUGUCACCAGGCUGAAGGCUGUGUCUGGGGUGCUGUUAGGACGAGGGGAAAAAAGAUGUUGUUACUUAACUGGUGGUUACUUAAUCACCUGGAGAGCCUCUAAAGAAGUGGGGACGGUGGCUUCUUAGCCUCUAAGUGUCCAAAUAACGUUUUUUUGUUCUUGGCCUCAGCCCUGUUUUAAUUCUGAAUUGUUCUGGCAUUUUUUUUUUUCCUGCUGCUAAAAUUCACAUAAAUAAAGUGAAGCACUUUAUCAUUGAAAACUGUUUGGAAAACCUCAA
Messenger RNA from Herpailurus yagouaroundi (jaguarundi), 1844 nucleotides. It is a transcript of the gene SLC25A38, whose product is annotated as solute carrier family 25 member 38. Gene Ontology annotation, molecular function: glycine transmembrane transporter activity. The record is from RefSeq and is a predicted model, not a curated record. Gene Ontology annotation, cellular component: mitochondrion; mitochondrial inner membrane. The transcript is spliced from 6 exons. NCBI's taxonomy places the organism in Eukaryota, Metazoa, Chordata, Mammalia, Carnivora, Felidae. The coding region runs from base 345 to 1283 and encodes 312 amino acids. Gene Ontology annotation, biological process: glycine import into mitochondrion.